Molecule: messenger RNA, 3591 nt
Organism: Uranotaenia lowii
Lineage: Eukaryota; Metazoa; Arthropoda; Insecta; Diptera; Culicidae
Exons: 3
Coding region: 1-3591 (1196 amino acids)
Source: RefSeq, a predicted model, not a curated record
AUGUCUACCGAACGUCGCUUGAAAGCCCUCAAAACCAGGCUUCGCAGUAUUCAAACAUCAUUUGGGCUAAUCAAGGCGUUUGUGGACGAAUAUAACGACGAGACGCAUUCGGAUGAGGUUCCUGUACGUCUGGAAAACCUUGGUGUUUUGUGGAAUGAUUUCCUGAAGGUUCAAGGAGAAAUCGAGGCCAUGGACAUUCUGGAGCCGAAAGCAAUUGAGGCUCACCUAGUACAACGAGUGGAAUUCGAGUCUCUUUAUUACAAAGUGAAGGGAUUUCUUCUUGCUGCCAAUAAACUACCACCUUCACCCAAUAUGCCAAUCGGUUCCAGCUUUACGUCGCACUUUCCUUCUUCUUCACAUCAUAUACGGCUCCCAGACAUCAAAAUUCCAACGUUCAGUGGCACCAUAGACACGUGGCUCAACUUUCACGAUCUCUUCGUAUCGCUUGUGCACUCAUCGCAUGAACUUUCUAGCAUUCAGAAGUUCUAUUACUUGCGUGCUUCUCUCUCCGGCGAUGCCCAAAAGUUGAUUCAGACCAUUCCGAUCAAUUCCAACAACUACUUAGUUGCUUGGAAUUUACUCUUGGAUCACUUCCAAAAUCCAAGUCGUUUGAAGCAGUCGUAUGUCGAUUCUCUGUUUGAGUUCUCAGCAUUAAAAUCGGAAUCAGCUUCGGAAUUACAUUCUCUUGUGGAACGAUUUGAGGCCAACGUCAAAAUUCUACAUCAGCUAGGCGAACGGACCGAAUACUGUGACAUACUGCUUAUUCGAAUGCUUAGCAUUCGUUUAGACAGCACGACUAGACGGGACUGGGAAGUUUAUGCUACGACUAAAGACAGCGUUUCAUUCCAAGACCUCGUAGCAUUCAUUCAACGCAGGGUAACUGUCCUAGAAAGCAUUAAGGCGAAAGUUCCAGAAACUACUUUCUCUGGAAACUUAAGAAAAUCCACACAGCGGUCUGUUAGCAGCCAUAGUGCUUAUCAGUUGAACGAUAAACAUUGCGCAAUCUGUUCCGAGAAUCAUGUUCUGUACCAUUGCCCCAAAUUUGCAAAAAUGAAUUUGGAUACGAAGGAGAAAGAAAUUCGUCGACUGCACUUGUGUCGUAACUGCUUGCGUAAGGGUCAUUUAGCCAAUAACUGUUCAUCCACAAAUUGUAGAAAAUGUAGAGGGCGUCAUCAUACUCUGCUGUGUUCAGGAGACUCUCACAGCAACAAGUCUACUGAAUCCACGAAAGCCGAAAAUUCUCUACCAUCUCAACAACCUACGACGUCGGUGUCAGCCAGUCUAGAUAAUCCAGUGAGCCUUGCUUCCACUGGUUGUAAAAAAGUUUUACUUGCCACAGCUACUGUCAAUCUCAUCGAUGACAAUGGAACAAUCCACACAGCCAGAGCUUUGCUUGACUCUGGCAGUGAGUGCUGCUUCAUCACAGAAUCGUUAUCGCAACGAAUGAAGUCCAGCCGCGUAAAAAUCAACCUCCCUAUCAGCGGAAUUGGCCAAUCACUUUCCCACGCACGACACAAGAUACAAACCACGCUACAGUCUCGUGUCAGCAACUUUUCGACUACCCUCGAAUUUAUUGUCCUUCCCAAGGUCACUACUAAUUUGCCAUCAUCAUGCUUUGACGUCAGUGAUUGGAAAAUACCUUCCGACAUCAACCUAGCAGACCCCGCCUUCUUUGCAACCAAUCCUGUCGAACUCAUACUAGGAGCCGAAAUCUUCUUCGAGCUACUCAAACCUCCAGGACGAAUUUCUCUCGGCGAUAGUUACCCCCUGCUGAUCAACUCUACAUUAGGCUGGAUCGUAUCUGGAAGGACAAGCAACUGCCAUUCUACAGGUCCUGUAAUGGCAUCCGUAGCUUCGGUCGCUGAGCUUCAUCGGUUGAUGGAACGAUUUUGGUUAAUCGAAGAAGGUGACUCAACUCCGUGCCACUCAGUGGAAGAGGCUGCUUGCGAGAACCACUUCCAGAGCACGGUUUCUCGAACGGAUGAUGGCAGAUACAUGGUGCGGUUACCAGUGAAGCAGGACCUUCUCCCCAACCUAGGCAGCAAUUGGAAUACGGCAAAUCGGCGUUUCAAGUACUUGGAAAGUAAACUAUCACGGAAUAAUGAUCAGCGAAUCCAGUAUGUCGAGUUUAUGCACGAAUAUUUGUUCUUGGGUCACAUGUGUGAAGUAAAUAGAGCUCACCAAUUAAACGCUCUCGAGUACUUCAUGCCUCAUCACGCAGUAAUACGCGAAUCGAGCACUACUACUAAAAUUCGCGUAGUCUUUGAUGCAUCCUGCAGGUCCGCAUCCGGUGCAUCACUGAACGACAUCCUCAUGGUUGGCCCUGUAGUACAGGAGGACAUCCGAUCUAUCAUCAUGCGAGCUCGAAAACAUCAAAUCAUGCUUAUUGGCGACAUAAAGCAAAUGUACCGACAAAUAUUAGUAGAUCCACGUGACACCCCGAUGCAGAGCAUUGUCUGGAGAAGCAAUCCAACAUCGCCACUGGCAACCUUCGAGCUCAAAACCGUCACUUACGGUACAGCGAGCGCCCCGUUUCUAGCAACUCGUGUGUUGCAGCAACUUGCCGACGACGAGCAAAAAGACUUUCCCGAAGCAGCGACCAUCCUGAAACAAGAUUUCUACGUAGACGAUUUAUUCUCCGGAGCUGAAACUGUUGAAAAGGUCAUAUCGUUACGCGAGCAACUUGAUGCAUUAUGUCAGCGAGGAGGAUUUGAACUCCCCUGCUCGCGCUUUGGCGAACCUUUACGGGUAAAAAUCGUAGACGAGCGGGAAUCGCCACUCGUGUACACGAUUUUAUUAGUCCUUGACUUCAACCCACCAAAGGCUUCUCACUUCGGGGGACUGUGGGAGGCUGCUAUCUUUUCAGCCCAAAAGCAUUUUGUACGAGUGAUUGGGAAUCAUACAUUAGCCUACGACGACAUGGUUACGCUUUUAUGUCAGAUCGAAGGCUGCUUAAAUUCUCGCCCCAUCACCCCCCUGAGUGACGAAUCUUCGGAUCUAGAACCACUCACUCCCGGACAUUUUUUGAUCGGUUCGCAACUUAAAGCAGUUCCAGACAACGACCUAUCAGCUAUCCAAAUGAAUCGUCUUCGCAAAUGGCAACAAACCCAGAAAAUCUUCCAGGACAUUUGGAAGAGAUGGCAUCGCGAGUAUCUGUGCACUUUGCAGGCAAGAACCAAAUGGUGCAACACUCCUGUCGAAAUCAAACCUGGUCAACUGGUACUCCUCAAAGACGAAGGAAAAAUUCCUAUGCACUGGCCAACAGCGAGAAUUACUGAGAUCCACCCCGGAGACGAUGGAAUUACACGGGUUGUUUCUGUUCGAAGCUCAUCCAAGGUCUACACUUGUCCGGUGACGAAAAUUUGUGUACUGCCGUUCUCAUCACAACCAACUCCUACUGAAGCGCCUGAGAAAUCCAACAAGUCCGGUGAAGGCCAAUCCGAUAUCCAGGCAAAGUCAACAAGCCGAGGGAGUGCCCAUUCGUCCGAUUACACGGUGCGCCGCCAAACUCAUCUUUCCACCCAGUCAUCAAAACCGCCCAGCAUGCAGCCAGUGCCGCACAAGGUUUUCGCAUCAAGAAGGUCAGCGUAA